AUGUCUACUCUCCAUCAGAAAGACAAGAAUUGGAUCGGAUAUAUUACUCAAGAACGUAAAACUUCAUGGUUGGUCUCAUUUCUUUUGUCCGAGACACACCGGGUUCCACUCACGCCCAAUAUAGUCUGGCAAGUUCAAAUUCUUCAUCCAUCCACGAUGACUAAGAAUCCGGUGCCCAGUAUCUACUGGAACCUUUUCCAAAUCUUCGUUUGCGAGGCCGUUGCUGCGGGCAUUCCUAGUCUGCCUUGUUUCCUCCUGCCCAAUCCGAUCAACUCUCCGGACAUCGUGGUGCCCCUCAUCUUUGGUAUCUCUGUGUCCGUGGCUCUGUGGAUCACAGGGGCUACCAGCGGAGGUCACAUCAACCCAAUGGUGACCCUGGCGGCUGCAGUGACCCGGCGCGUCCAGAUAAUUUACGUCCCUGCCUACAUUGUGGGCCAGUUUACAGGCGCGUUGAUUGCUAUGGGCAUUGCGUGGUGGGUGAGCCCAUUCCGACCCCAAGAGCCCAACAACUUUGGCCUGACGCUGCCUGGUGCCAACGUCUCUAACGGUGCUGCGAUUGUCAUCGAGAUGGUGGCCACACUCACUCUCAUCCUUGUUGUGCUUGCGUCGUUGGAUGAGGUGAGGGAUCAGUCAUGGCGACUGGACACGUGCAACAACUUCCCCUUGAUCUUACUGGUCGUCAUAACCGCCAAUAUGGCUCUCACUAUCCCGAUAUCCGGAGGCAGUAUGAAUCCAACAAGAAGCAUUGCGGCUGCCAUAUAUCAGCAAAAUUACGACCGACAGUGGAUAUACUUCAUCGGGCCACCUGUAGGCUGUCUUUUGGCCUGUUUUCUCUACGAGAUAAUUAUCUGCCCAUUCUCCUCGCUUCGACGAACCCGUAUGUGGCUGACCUCGCAUGACUUUGAUCGCCAUUGCAAGUAUGAUACGGAUGCAGCUGACGACUUGGGGAACAGCUGA
Messenger RNA from Echinococcus granulosus, 957 nucleotides. Its product is annotated as Aquaporin-4. Bases 1 to 957 code for a protein of 318 amino acids. NCBI's taxonomy places the organism in Eukaryota, Metazoa, Platyhelminthes, Cestoda, Cyclophyllidea, Taeniidae. Gene Ontology annotation, cellular component: plasma membrane. Gene Ontology annotation, biological process: transmembrane transport. The transcript is spliced from 4 exons. Gene Ontology annotation, molecular function: water channel activity. The record is from RefSeq and is a predicted model, not a curated record.